AUGAGUGCCACUUCACAUGGAUCAACUAUCAAACUUGACCUAGCUUUUCAGUUUGGACAUGAAAAGCCCGAAAUCUCCAUUCACUUUGCGACCUUGGAAGAAGCGGGCUCGUUUGUCAGAUCCACCGCUGAAGAAUGUCCGUGGUUAACCUUAUCUCGGAAACGUGAAACAACGGCUAAAGGCUCAGAGGUUUCCGUGGACCUGGAUCUACAACAUUCUCAGUUCUGUAACAGUGUCGUCGAGAUGACAAGCAAGUAUUUAGUGGAGCAACCUGGAUUUAAGGCAGCAAUUAUAUAA
Molecule: messenger RNA, 297 nt
Organism: Phytophthora nicotianae INRA-310
Lineage: Eukaryota; Oomycota; Peronosporomycetes; Peronosporales; Peronosporaceae
Exons: 3
Coding region: 1-297 (98 amino acids)
Source: RefSeq, a predicted model, not a curated record